Venustampulla echinocandica is the source of this 2052-nucleotide messenger RNA. RefSeq names its product Class II aaRS and biotin synthetase. Gene Ontology annotation, cellular component: cytoplasm. The record is from RefSeq and is a predicted model, not a curated record. Bases 1 to 2052 code for a protein of 683 amino acids. Gene Ontology annotation, molecular function: biotin--[biotin carboxyl-carrier protein] ligase activity. Gene Ontology annotation, biological process: protein modification process. Lineage: Eukaryota; Fungi; Ascomycota; Leotiomycetes; Helotiales; Pleuroascaceae. The transcript has 5 exons.
AUGGUGGAGAGAAAAAUGAAUGUCCUUGUCUACUCAGGCAAUGGAAGUACGAUCGAGUCCGUCAGGCAUUGCCUGUAUACUCUCCGUCGUUUGCUCUCACCAAACUACGCCGUCAUUCCCGUGACUGAUACUGUCAUCCUUAAGGAACCCUGGACACCUUCCUGUGCCCUUCUUGUAUUUCCCGGAGGCGCUGAUUUGGGAUAUUGUCGAUCCCUGAAUGGGGAGGGCAAUCGACGCAUUCAACAAUAUCUGCGUCGAGGCGGAGCGUACCUCGGGUUCUGCGCUGGAGGUUACUAUGGUAGCUCAAGGUGUGAGUUUGAGGUGGGCAAUGGGAAGUUGGAGGUCGUCGGGCCUCGAGAAUUGACUUUAUUUCCUGGGAUUUGUCGGGGAUGCGCGUUCAAAGGCUUCGUAUACCAUAGCGAAGCUGGAGCGAAAGCUGUGAAGCUGCAAGUCAACAAGGAAGCUUUCAAAGGGGAGAGUGAUCUUCAAAGCUUUCGAUCAUACUACAAUGGCGGCGGUCUAUUUGUGGAUGCUGGAAAGUAUGCAGAUAAAGGCGUUGAGGUUCUUGCAACCUACGCGGACCCUACAGAUAUCGAUGGAGGAGAAGGACCUGCUGCUAUUGUAUAUUGCAAGGUCGGUGAGGGUAGAGCGGUAUUGACAGGUCCACAUCCGGAAUUUGCCGCUAUAAACCUCAACCCCAAUGCCAAUGGCCCUGGUUAUCCAAAAGUUGUGCAGGCAUUGGCUGAGGAUAAUGAGUCCCGGGUUAACUUCCUCAAAGCAUUAUUAACAAAGCUUGAGCUGGCCGUGAAUCAGGAGAAAUCUUCGGUACCUUCCCUCUCUCGCCUUCAUCUCUCAUCUCAACAUCAUUAUUUGGUGGGCGAACUACUCGCAUCAUGGGAAGACAUUAUUACUAUUGAAGAUGGCGAAGAGUACAUCAAAGGGGAGAAUGAUACUUUCCAUAUUGAGAAACGGAGUUCUCGGUGGUCCCUAAACUCUCUUGCCAAAUCACUUCCAUUACCUGGUCUGUCUGGCGCAAAUGUAGAGCAUGGGGCUGACGAGAAGUCCGAUUCCGGUUCGGAUGACAGAAUAGUCGACUUUAACGCGAUUGUCAAACGCAUAAUCCCCCAUGAAACGGACUGGCCCGGAACGAAAGAGACGCCUUGCUUCAACCACCAUUCGUUCUACGCAAACCUGAGGAAGUACCAGCAUGAGAGUGAAGGAGAGGCAGAGGACUUUGGGCAGGCGCUGAUGUAUGGGGAAGUUGUGACAAGUACUAAUACAAUACUGGAAAAGAAUCCGAAGUUGCUUUCCCAUAUCCCAGAAGGCUUCACAGUCACAGCAACUACCCAGGUGGCUGGCCGAGGUCGGGGCUCGAAUGUGUGGGUAUCGCCUGCCGGAUCAUUGAUAUUCUCUGUAUGCAUGAAGCAUCCAAUGGACCUCAGUAAUACAGCCCCAGUUGUUUUCAUACAGUACCUAGCAGCACUGGCAACUGUGGAGGGUAUAAAAUCAUACGACCCGGGGUAUCAAGAGACGCCUGUAAAAUUAAAAUGGCCGAAUGACAUAUACGCCCAAGACCCAACAAAACCAGGCAAGAAAGAGUACGUCAAAAUCGGGGGCAUCCUCGUAAACUCCUCAUAUUCCUCAGGGAACUACGACCUAGUGGUUGGCAUCGGCCUCAACACCACCAACGCCGCCCCAACAACCUCUCUCAACGCUCUUUUACCAUCCCACCUUCCCCCUUUCACCCUAGAAAAGCUCCUCGCGCGGAUCCUCACCAAAUUCGAGAUACUCUACAAAUCUUUCUGUCGCACGGGGUUCGAUCGGGCGAUCGAACAGAGAUAUUACGAUAAUUGGCUUCAUACGGAUCAGAUUGUGACGCUGGAGACGCAGGGAGGUGCCAGGGCUAGGAUAAAGGGAAUCACGAGAAAUUGGGGCUUGCUGCUUGCGGAAGAGCUAGGCUGGGAGGAUCGGCCCACGGGCAAGGUUUGGGAGUUGCAAAGUGAUAGUAACAGUUUUGAUUUUUUGAAAGGUCUCUUGAAACGGAAGGUUUAG